Molecule: messenger RNA, 6808 nt
Organism: Paramormyrops kingsleyae
Lineage: Eukaryota; Metazoa; Chordata; Actinopteri; Osteoglossiformes; Mormyridae
Product: anion exchange protein 3-like
Biological process (GO): bicarbonate transport; regulation of intracellular pH; transmembrane transport
Cellular component (GO): plasma membrane
Molecular function (GO): monoatomic anion transmembrane transporter activity; solute:inorganic anion antiporter activity
Source: RefSeq, a predicted model, not a curated record
CUGCUCCUUAAGCGGGAUGCCAUUGACACGGUUAUCGGAAUAAGGAAGGAUCCCUCCAAGAUCCCUUUACGCGCAUAUCGGGAAGGCGGAAUAGCCAUACGCGGGAAUGACAUCCCCUCCAGCAGAGAGGGCUUAAAGCGCAGCGGUCGGGGAUACGCGGAUACCUUCGCCCGGAGCCACGGCCGUACUCGGAGCGCUAUCUGCGGGAUGCAUGUGGGAUCCCGGGCAGGUUAUGCCACCCAACAGGUUGACUGGAGUCCCAACCGUGAAAGAAAACGGCUGAUCCUGUUCCAAUCCCACCUGCCCUGCUCCCACCUUGUGUCCCCAUGGCGGCAGGGGGCCAUGCCAACGAGACAGAUGUGUUAAUCAACCUGCAACAGGUUCUGCCAAAUGAGGAGAAAGGCUCCCAUGAUGGCUCCGAGGAGGAGGCCUGGGAAAAGGCCCUGUCUGUGGAGAGGUUUGGUGACAUCAUAGCCAAGCCAGUCGCUGCCAACGUGGAGAAGAUGGGCCGCAGUUACGGAGAGAGAGACUUCGAGUACCACCGACACACUUUCCACCACACCCACCACCCUCUCUCCACCCACCUGCCUCCACCCACACGCGUCCGCAAGCGUGCUCUCGGUACGGACCGCCGUCGGAAGAAGAAACGCAAAAAAAAGAGGACGUCCGUGCCUCCCUCAGAGGUCACGCCCACUAUCCAUGAGGUGGAUGAGGAGGAAGAGUCAGAUGCUGAAGGGCGGGGCCAGGUGUCCAGGCCCACUGAGCGAGCAGACUGUGACAUAGAGGUGGGUUGGGGAGAAGGAACCAUUAGGAAGAGUCGCGGAGAGCAGCACUUUGCCCUACCCCUCCCACUUGCCAGCUUCCACAUAGAAAGUGAGUGCCCCCCACUAGCAGAAGAUGUGCCUGCUUACAUGAUCCUGGAAGAAAGAGACGAGGCGUCACAGGAAGCUUCAAGCAGGUUCUCCAGCACCCCUGAGCCACCCAGUGCCCUCACCCGAGCCUGGUUCCGGAGGAAGUCCAUUCACCGGCUGGCAGGGGCACAGCGUGCGAGCUAUGACCUGCGGGAGCGGAUCUGCAUUGGCAGCAUGACUACCGCAGGGGGGGGUGCCGUCUACCACAAGGUACCCACUGACGAGGCGGAGGCCCAGAUGCUGGCCAGCGCUGACCUGGACGACAUGAAGAGUCAUCGCUUUGAGGACAACCCAGGAGUCCGGCGUCACUUGGUGAAGAAGCAGUCUCGUAGCCAAGUUUCUCGGACUAACAACAGCUCGCCCUCCCAUCUGCUAUCCAGCCUGAGUAAGAGGAGGAAAUCGGACAGGAAAACCCAUGAGGUCUUUGUGGAGCUGAAUGAACUGAUGAUGGACAAAGACCAGGAGCUGCACUGGAAGGAAACGGCACGCUGGAUAAAGUUUGAGGAAGAUGUAGAAGAGGAGACGGAGCGCUGGGGCAAGCCGCAUGUGGCUUCGCUGACCUUCCGAAGCCUGCUUGAGCUGCGUAGGACCAUUGCUCAUGGUGCUGUGCUGUUGGACCUGGACCAGACAACAUUACCCGGUAUUGCCCACCUGGUGGUGGAGACCAUGAUCAUCACCGACCAGAUCAGGGCAGUGGAUCGACCCAAUAUGCUCAGAGUCUUGCUGCUCAAACACAGCCACCCCAACGACGAAAAGGAUGGGUUCUUUCCCCGCCAUCCCUCAGUCCACAGUAUGGGCAGCUUCCACCGCAACCACAACCAACUUCCUGACACCAGCCUGCCCCUGGUGACUGAAGACCACGCCGACUCCCAUGGCAGAAAAUCCCCAGAAGCUGACAAAGAGAAAGAACUCCACCCUGGCCCCCCUGAAGGACAUGCCCCCUCUCGUUGCAUAAAGUUACUGGCGAAGAUCCCCAAAGAGGCAGAAUCGGCUGUGGUGCUAGUGGGCUGUGUGGAGUUCUUGGAGCAGCCAGCCUCGGCCUUUGUGCGGCUUAGUGAGGCGGUGCUGCUGGAGUCCAUCCUGGAGGUGCCAGUUCCUGUGCGGUUCCUCUUCGUGCUACUGGGUCCUGCCCAGUCCAGUAUGGAUUAUCAUGAGAUUGGCCGGUCCAUCUCAACUCUCAUGUCUGAUAAGAAUUUCCAUGAGGUGGCCUACUUUGCCGACGAUCGACAGGACCUCCUCAGUGGCAUCAAUGAAUUCCUGGACUAUAGCAUUGUCCUUCCUCCUUCAGACGUGGAGGGGAAGGACCUACUGAAGACUGUGGCCUCAUUCCAGAGGAAGAUGAUACGGAAGAGGAAGGAGCGGGAAAAGAAGUUUGUCAGCAUCACAACUGCAUCUGAGGUAGAGGCCAGGGAGGUGAGCCUGGAUGAACAGGAGGAUGAGGAGCAAGAUGUGGACCCCAUGAAGCGGUCAGGGGUCCCGUUUGGGGGUCUACUCCAUGACAUCCGUCGGAGGUACCCUCACUACAUGAGCGACCUGAAGGACGCCCUGGACACACAGUGUGCAGCUGCUGUCAUCUUCAUCUACUUUGCAGCCCUUUCUCCAACCAUUGCGUUUGGAGGGAUGCUGGGUGAAAAGACAGAGGGUCUGAUGGGUGUGUCUGAGUUGAUCAUCUCCACUGCUGUCCUAGGGGUGAUCUUCUCCCUCCUGGCAGGCCAGCCUCUGCUCAUCAUUGGUUUUUCUGGCCCUUUGCUAGUGUUUGAGGAAGCCUUCUUCAAGUUCUGCCAGGCUCAGGGUCUUGAGUACCUGACUGGCCGGGUAUGGAUUGGCUUCUGGCUUAUCUCCAUUGUGCUGAUCAUUGUAGCUGCAGAGGGAAGCUUCCUGGUUCGCUACAUCUCUCCCUUCACCCAGGAAAUCUUUGCAUUCCUUAUUUCCCUCAUAUUUAUCUUUGAGUCUUUCUCCAAACUCAUCAAGGUGUUUCAGGAGCACCCAUUGAUGAGAAAUAACCCCCUGCCCAGCUCUCCUUCUUCCCUGGGCUUCUCCAACUAUUCCUGGGAGCUGGACAUUGAAGCAAACCACAACGCCCAAGUCACACAACCCAACACAGCCCUGUUGUCUCUGGUGCUGGUUCUGGGCACCUUCUUUGUGGCCUUCUUCUUCAGAAAGUUCCGGAACAGCCGCUUCUUGGGAGGGAAGGCCAGGCGAAUCAUCGGUGACUUUGGGAUGCCGAUCUCCAUCCUGUGUUCCGUCAUUGUGGAUUACAUCAUUCCAGAUGCUGACACACAGAAGCUGAAUGUGCCCACAGGAUUCUCAGUCACAUCUCCUGACAAGCGUGGCUGGUUCAUCAGCCCAUUUGGAGACAAGCAGACCUUUCCCAUGUGGAUGAUGGCUGCCUCCAUUGUCCCUGCCCUUCUGGUUUUCAUCCUCAUCUUCAUGGAAACCCAGAUCACCUCGCUGAUUGUGAGUAAGAAGGAGCGUCACCUGGUGAAGGGUUCAGGCUUCCACUUGGAUCUGCUACUGAUCAUCCUGUUGGGGGCACUCUGCCCACUCUUCGGCCUGCCCUGGCUCACAGCUGCCACUCUUCGCUCCAUCACCCACGUCAAUGCCCUCACGGUCAUGAGCACUGCCACAGCCCCUGGCGAGAGGCCUGUCAUCCAGGAGGUCAAAGAGCAGAGGCUCACCGGUAUGGCUGUCGCCCUACUCAUGGGCAUGUCUGGUGUCAUGACCAACGUGCUAUGCCACAUCCCCUUGGCCGUGAUAUUCGGCAUCUUCCUGUACAUGGGUGUCACCUCCCUGACGGGGAUCCAGCUGUAUGAGCGUGUCAUGUUGAUGGUCACACCAGCCAAGCACCACCCUGACCAUGUCUACGUCACCAAGGUUAAAACCUGGCGUAUGAACAUGUUCACGGUCAUCCAGCUCACGUGCAUCAUGCUGCUGUGGGUAGUCAAGUCGACAGUGGCAUCUCUGGCCUUCCCGUUUGUCCUUAUCCUGACCGUGCCGCUACGUCGCCUAGUCCUCACACGGAUAUUCAAGGAGCGGGAGCUCAAAGCGCUGGACUCUGACGUGGAUUCCCCCAACUUCGACGAAGACGGCAGGGAUGAAUACGACGAACUCCACAUGCCUGUAUAGCUACAUGCUCUGCAGGGGCGGUAACAGCAUAGCAAUCAGAAGAAACAAUGUGCUAAUGCUGGCCAAUUGAUGGAAGGAACAAUAAUUUCUAGAGGAGAACAAUCAAUGACACUUGUGCAAUACCCACACGGAGCUUCAAAAUAGUGAUACAGUAUAUCGCACUGUAGAUUUCUGUCUGAAUGCGGUGCAAACAGGCAAUGACUCUGUCUGAGGACCGUGUGUGUCUGUGUAUGUGAGAUUUGUGUGAGAGCGCCUUUGUUUCUUGGUGUUGUUGUUGUUGCUGUUUUGUUGUUGUAGUUGUGGUUGGAUGGCUGCAAAGAAUCCCAGGCUGUCAGCCAGGCCUCCAGGAGGCCCGGUGUGUCCUGCCCACUCUGUACUCUGUCUGUUUACCUUUUUUCCUCCUGUUUUACUUAUCCUCCUGAAAGAAAUCUUGGGGACAUUGGGCGAUGUGCAAUGAGUGUGCCAUGGUGCGAGUCACAAGGGUUGCAUCUGUGACGACCAUGACAGUCACUGCAAACCCAAGCCAUAAAGCCACUGGUUGAUGUGCCGGUGAGUUUGACGUGGGCUUUGGUCAUUGUGAUGAUGGACCACAGCUCACCUGCAGGCAGAAGGGAGGGUUGGGCACUUUCCCCCCACCAGAUAAAGCAAUGAAGAUAACUGGCAUGUAUAAUAGGGAGGUAUUUUUUAUAUGACAGAUUUUACAUUGUACAUACAAAUUAAGACGUAGGAGCUUUUGGAUGUAGACAUUAAAGAAUGACACCGCCACCAGGAUUUGUGGUGAAGCUGCUCUAUUGCAGUCAAGCUGCAUGAAUCACCUGUCUGCGACACGGAAAACGGUUUGCUUCUGGAUUCAGCCAUGUGUUAAAAUGGGGCCAGCACUCCUUUUCAAGAAGAAUCAUUUUAAAACGUGACCUUGAUACAAGACAUGACUCAUGAAGGCUAAAUGAGAUACACCCGCAUAUGUUGUGCACAAUGAUGCUCCCUUCUGAAGUUAUAUUCCAUGUGUUUGAUCUUUGGGUAUCAACACUAAAAGAAAUCAUUCACAAUCAUUACAUCUGACAAUGGCAUUAAGUAAAGAAACACAUCAUUUCUUUUGAGGACCAGAUGCACAUCCCUGUGAUAUAAAAAUUACCAGAAAAAAAGGAAUCUGUGUUUUUUGGUGAACACACUGGCUGGAUGAGUGCGACGCCAUUUUUACGGCUGAAUUGCAGGACAUGGAACAUGAAAAAAUCUCCCCAGGAUAACUUAAUGGCCCAGGAACCAGAAUGAAUGACAUUUCGCAAGUCAUGCAAGAUCAUGGGCUGCAGAUGUGCUGCACAGAUCCCUGUCUAUCAGAGCUAGCAACAUAGAUAAGCCAUACCUGCAUUCACCAAUGGGACCACACUCCAUAGGGUUUUUGCAAAGUAAAGGAACAAACAAACGUCAUUUAGAGUAAAGGAUCAAACAAACAUGUCCCUUAGAGUAAUGUGGAAUCGCUGAUGGUGAGCUUUGUACAGCAUUAUAGUUCUUCAUAAGAGCUUGAUAUUGGUGAACAGGUGGGACCAUCAGUGCUGCAGUAAGGCUCUUGUCCCACUGAAUAUGCUGGGUAGUUUUUCUGCAUUUUGUUUUAGUGUAGGGUUUGUUUAGUUUGAGUGUAGGGUUGUUAAGCAAAUGACGGUGGUGCCAGAAACACACCCUGGGCUAAGGACUAACAUGGUGAAACCAUGUGAAACGGGGGGGUUGAUGGGCUUCUCAUGUCCAAGCCCCCCCCCCAAGGCAGACCAACUGUUGCUUGUCCUGGCUUGAGUGAUGGUACGGGUGGCAGCAGACAUACGAGUUAUGGUGACAGCUCAAGCCCCUGUUGAAAAAAUCAAAAGCCUUUGUUAUGGUCACAUCAGGUUGGCUCGGGGGAGAUGGGGAGAUCCAGGUGCUGCAGGACUGGGCUGGGAUCUAUACAAAGCCUGAUACCACUGGUGUAAGUCCAAGUUAUUACUCAAGAUGGUAAACCACCAUGGCUGGGUGUCCUCUCUCCCCGUACCUCUCAAGGAGAUGAAAGCAAAGCUGUUCAACAAGAGCACCAGACACUUGCUCGCAGUACAGACCACCCAACAGUCUAUAGCCGUAUAACCUUUUUUAACAGGAGGCAGCGGGAACAGCAGCUUUUUAUUAGUGUGUGAUAUGUGUUUUUGUAAGGAAGCUUUGCUCUCAAGUGGAACCAGAUGAUGGGAAGCUUUGGGAUAGACCAAGGAAGAAGCCUUUCUGUGACUGUGGAGGAGUAGCUGGAUAGCAUCUCCAUAGCUAAUGACCGGCCUGCUGAGCCCAUCUCAAAGCUCACUGUUUACUACCCUUCACUGGCCACUUGGUGGUUUUGAUGCUGCCCCUGGUAACAGCACAACAGAGCACAGCAAAUGGAGCUUACGCCUCAGAGGACACCUUGCAGAUCACUGGAUGAUGCUUACAUAGCCAUGUACACCAGCCAUGACAUUGGGUUGACAAAUGAAAUAUGGAAAUCCAUUAGAUAUUAAACAGAUUAACAAAGCAAAAUAACAAAGAAUAUUAAUGUAUGAAUACAGUACACACGACAGAGACUGUGAUGGAAAUUAAUAUCUUCACAAUAAGCCAAGGGACAUUGUUCCAGUAAGUCAGUAGUUCCAUGGUAACUGAAGCUGGACUGAAGCAACUUUGGACCAUUAACAAUCUGGAGCAGCACCAUUAGAAAUAGUUUAACUGGAUGAGACAAUAACCUCUAUUGCCAGCAAAAAAUAAAGUGAAUACAAUAGCGAAUAAAUCAA